Molecule: messenger RNA, 3201 nt
Organism: Nicotiana attenuata
Lineage: Eukaryota; Viridiplantae; Streptophyta; Magnoliopsida; Solanales; Solanaceae
Exons: 3
Coding region: 192-2780 (862 amino acids)
Biological process (GO): regulation of defense response to fungus
Source: RefSeq, a predicted model, not a curated record
UCCAAGUCAUAUAAACGACACGAGAAUUGGACUUAUGCGUUGACAAGCUUCUCUUACACGGCAGGGUAGACUUUUCUCUCCUCCCACAAAAGAAAAAGAAGAAGAAAAACGAAGAAAAUGAACAAGGGUAUCUACAUAAAUUUCUUAACCCAAUUUCUUGCUAGUUUUGGUUGCUGCUAAACAGGAGUGGUAUGAGUAGUCAAAUGAACACUAAAGUUCGGUUGGUUAGAUGUCCCAAAUGCCAAUUAGUUCUUCCGGAGUUAGCAGAGGUUCCUGUCUACAAGUGUGGGGGAUGUGGCACAAUUCUCCAAGCUAAGAACAGGAAAAGAGCUCCAAUAAAGAACGGACUUGAUCAGAAAGAAAUAAGCAGCGCAAGUGAAGAAGCUUCUCCUCCUUCGAAUGGAGAUGCUUCACUGAACGAGUCCGAUCAAGGGGGUGCUGAAGACUGUAACAAGGAUCUACCUCGACAGAUUAAUUCCCCCAAUGAGCUUCCACACUCUUCUGGGCUUAGCUGUCUUGAGAAUGAAGAUUCUUUAUCCAAAUCUGAAGAACAUAAAAGAGAUGAACACAGUUGUGCUUUGGACGAAAAGACAGAACGAUAUGAACACCAAAAAGAGUUCUCAGGAGGAGAAAACUUCUCCAAUAGACUUUCUAGCUCAGGUCAACUUACUUGUGAUGAAUUGGGAAGUCCGAUCGUUGAAGCCAAAGAAGAUGCAGAGUGUUCAGCCAUUGAAGAGAGAGAGCAACUGGAGCUGGAUAAAGACACUGGAUGUCCAGCCCCUGAAACCAAACAAGAUGCCGAAGGUUUAGCCCUUGAAGCGAUGGAACAACUGGAAUUGGAUGAAGACAACUUCCUUGUGGAUCACUGCACUGUAAAUGAUAAAAAUGAAAGUGGAGUUAACCAAAGGAGGCUUAACUCCAUGGGUUCUACUUAUUUUGAAUGUAUCAACCACAGAGAUGAGUUAGCCCGUGAUGGCAUUGAGAAGCAGUUAUCUGUAUGCUCUGACAUGUACCAAAGUCUUUUGAAUGAAAGCAUCAUAACAGACACUUUGAUGUCUACUGAUCAUGAGCAGUUAGAGCAAUUUCAAAAAGAGAUUCCCUCAGGUUUUGACCGCAUAAGCUCUAUGGAUACGUUAGAAAAUUCUGAGCCUCCUGUUAAUCUCAGAAAUAUGAUCAAAUCUCCAACACACAGAAGUUACUAUGCUUACGAUGGCAGUGCAUCUUCAUGUGAUGGGGAUGAUCAUUUACCUAAUCAGUUCCAUCAGCAACCUAAAAGAAAGUUUAGCUCUAGCGAGUUUCAUUUGGAUGAUAGAUGCCGAGAAAACAACACAAUGAGCAGCGAGUCAAAGAUAGUACAGAAUGCGAUGAACUUGUCCACAGCAUUACCAGGAAGGAGACAUCACGCUACAGAAGGGAGCAACUGGAGUCCUGACAAAUGGCCUCCAUCUAGGAAACAUGGUCAGGCCUCCGGAAGUAGGAUGAGAUUGGACAAGGAUGAACAAACCAUAGCAUUUUCGUUUAUUCCAACCGGUUCUCACACAGGACAUAACCUUGGAAACCCUUCAAAUUAUCAGAAUAAUAUGGCCCACAAUUCUAGUCUUCAUCCAUCCAGAAUUCCCUCAAAUUCAGAACCAGACAAAAUAGAAUUGUUGAGAAUGGUUUAUGAACUUGAAGAUCAAUUGCGCCAGACACGCAUUACUCAAAGUAUGGCCAACAGACGGUUUUCUGCAGAGGUAAUGAGCGCUGAAAAGUAUACCCCCUUAUACUAUGAUCAGUUUUCGGCAGAUGGUGAAGUAAGUGCUGAUUUGAACUAUUCGAGAUAUCCUGUAAGAUGCAGUCAUGGAAAAGGCUGGCUGCAACAACGUAAAAGCUCCAGAAUACCUUUUUCUGCAGAGGCUGCACAUUACAGGCACCAAGCUGAUUACCUGUGUUUACACUGCUCCCCUCAGGUCCGGCAUAGCUCAGAACAGUUGCAUCCUUCAGUUUGCUAUAACAAAGGUUGUCGGGUUGCCUAUUCCAGCUGUAACUGUUGCAAUCACCUCCAGUCUACUUCUUCAAGUCCUCAGCAUUACUCAAGCUCUGAGUAUUCCCGAUGGGACCAUGAGACAAAAUCUGAUGAUAGGAGGUACAAAGAUCAUGAGAUGAAGAAACUAUACCUGCGAGAAAAAUACUCAAAGAUGCGUCAUCUCCGACCAGUAGCUGGUGGAGCGCCAAUAAUUGCUUGUUACUAUUGCAGCGAACUCCUACAGCUGCCUGCGGACUUUCUUUUUUCCAAAAGGAGAUGCCAUCAGCUUAGAUGCAAUUCUUGUAGAAAGGUUUUGAAGUUUUCUCUCCAAAACCAAACACAUGUAGUCCCAUUCUAUGCAGAGGCUUUAGCUCCUCCACCAAGUGAGGUUGAUGUCAACACUGAUGCUGUUGAUCGACAGAAUCUGGCAUCCGCAUAUCAUUUUAAUUCUUGUCCGCAUACUGAUCCGAUAUCGUGUUCUGAUGAUUUGGGACCGUCUUUCUGCAGAAGUUGCUCUACUGAAGGGGAGUCUUCAUUACCUCCAAUUCAACCUCUUGUAAGGAAAUCUUUCAACAGAGAGAUAUCCUCUAGCAGUUCAGGUAGAAAAAUGAAAUCUGUUUUGAGGGAACCUCACAGGGAAUCACCAGGGCGUUCGGCUAAGAUGUCUAAGCGGGGAAAAGGAACUUCAGAAAUUGAGGAAGUUCAACCAUCUGGAGGCUCUCCCCUUCACCGGCUAAUGGGUUAUUCUUCGCCAAGUGAGGUCAUACAUUGGUGACUGGCUCAACUUUCAGGAAAUGAACCAAGAUUCAAAAAGAAAGAUGCAGGUCAUUAGGCAACAAAGUGCAAAAGAUCCAGCAACUUUUAUUAGAUACUUAAAUGUGAAGGGGUUUACUUGGAACAGGUUUCUUGGUGGUAAAGAUAUACCUACAGAAGAUGUUGAAACACAAACAAUAUUCCAUUUAGGCUCAUCCGUGUGAAUAUCCUGAGCAAGGAGAUUAUAUCAUUUUCUUAUAGUUUUUUUAUUUUUUCACUUUCCACACUAUGUACAGGUGAACCAAAGUGGCAGCUUGUUGGUUAUAUAGCAAUUUGAGGUGUUCAUGGGUACAAGAGUCUGGUACUUUUUGAUUUCCAGUUAUUUGUGUGAUGAUAAUGAAUAUGUAUUUAAAUAAAGGACAUAUUCCUGAGUUUUUUUUUUU